AUGUACAUGAUAUUUCCUGCAGGAAACCUGGUAAGACUUUCUCACUGAACUCUUUUUCUAAACAACUACAAUUGUUAUGUAUCCAUGUCGACAAAGUUUUGUAUUUUCUCUCUCUCAGCCCUAUGUGCCAGUCACAUAUGUGGCAGCAGUGAACACCCUGAACGCUCCCACUAAUGUUCAGCUGCAGCGACCACACCAUCAGCUCAGUGACGCUCAAGUCGCUCAGAGACUUAGAGAAACUCUCUGCUCCACCAUUGCUGAGCUCAAGACUCUAAAGGAGCAAAACAGAGCAUUGAAAGAGUCCAUCAGCAAACAAGAGAGCAAACAGGCUGAAAUGGAAAAAGAACAGGUGGACAUGAGCCAGGUUCACGAGAACACCCUGGACCUGCUCACACAGAGAGAAAGAGAGCUGACAAAGCUACAAGAGGAGCUGAGAAGAAAAGAUGACCUCCUCAUUAAAACGAGUCAAAUGGAGCAGGACAGAGAGAAGGAAAACAUGAAGACCUUGGACCUGCUGGCCCAAAGCGAGGCCAAAGUAGCUGACCUACAAGAGCAGCUCAAGAUCAAGACCGACUUCCUGGAAACCGCUGGUCAAAAGGAGAAGUCCAUGAUCAAGGUCCAUGUCGAGCAACUUUCUGCAAAGGAAACGGAGGUUCGAAAACUCCAAGAAGUGCUAAGCCAGAAGGAUGACCUGCUUAGAAGAGCCCAGAUAAGGGAGCAGGAUUCAAAAUGGGCUCAUCAAGACAUGAUUGACCUGCUGGAACAAAAAGAUUCAGAGUUGAGCAACAUCAAAGAAGAACUGAGGCUGAAAGAUGAGCUGGUCCAAAAGGCUGCCGGAAAACACCUGAACUCAUCCAAGGCCUAUGAAGACCAGCUGGCCGACAAAACCUCUGAAGUCUCCAGGCUUCAAGAAGACCUCAAGGUCAUGGGAGAGGUCCAGCGGAGAGUAGUCAAAAAGAGACGUGAGCGAACAAGAGCUUACAUUGCAACCCUGGACCUUCUCACCAAAAAGGACCUGGAGCUUCGGAGGAAUGAGGAGAACUGGAGUGAAAAAUACGACAAUCUGCAGAAGUGUCUCCAUGACCAGACUGUCAAUCUGCAGGUACUUGAGAACUCAGAUAUAUCACAGAUCAUCAAAAUAAUCACUUCUUUGAUUCUCUAGAGAAUAUUUUAAGGUUUCUGUUAAAUCAACUAACACACCAUUUCUUUCUCAGCUCCUCCAGGAGGAGAAGAGACACCUAAAGGAGGAGGAGAAGAUAAAAAAAGAAGAUGAGGAGAAGAUAGUUGAUAAAUACAAGGGGAAUCAGACUGAAAAACUGUCAGAUGAGGAGAAGAUACAGAAGGAGCAGAGCGAGCACGAGAAGAACAAGCUCAAUGAAAAGAGGAAAAAGAAAAGAGGACGACGGUGA
Messenger RNA from Xyrichtys novacula (pearly razorfish), 1409 nucleotides. Lineage: Eukaryota; Metazoa; Chordata; Actinopteri; Labriformes; Labridae. The record is from the annotation of a GenBank genome assembly.